AUGCCUGCAGACAUCAGCCUGUGGUCCGGGGCGCUGAACCUACAAGACGUGGACGAGCAGCCCCAGCACCUACUGCGGGUCACCUACGCCGGGGCGGAGGUGGGUGAGCUCGGCCAAGUGCUGACGCCCACCCAGGUUAAGAACAGACCCAGCAGCAUUUCCUGGGAUGGCCUUGAUGCAGGGAAACUCUACACCUUGAUCCUCACAGACCCGGAUGCUCCCAGUAGGAAGGAGCCGGUGCAGAGGGAAUGGCACCACUUUCUGGUGGUCAACAUGAAAGGCAACGACAUCGGCAGUGGGAAGGUCCUCUCGGAUUACGUGGGUUCCGGGCCUCCCAAGGGCACUGGCCUCCAUCGCUAUGUCUGGCUGGUGUACCAGCAGGACAAGCCACUGAGAUGUGAUGAACCCAUCCUCACCAACCGGUCUGGAGACCAUCGUGGGAAGUUCAAAACCGCAGCCUUUCGCAAGAAGUAUCAUCUGGGAGCCCCGGUGGCCGGCACGUGUUACCAGGCAGAAUGGGACAGCUAUGUACCGAAGCUGUACAAACAGCUGUCUGGGAAAUAG
Messenger RNA from Apodemus sylvaticus (European woodmouse), 564 nucleotides. RefSeq names its product phosphatidylethanolamine-binding protein 2. Gene Ontology annotation, biological process: negative regulation of MAPK cascade. The transcript has a single exon. NCBI's taxonomy places the organism in Eukaryota, Metazoa, Chordata, Mammalia, Rodentia, Muridae. The record is from RefSeq and is a predicted model, not a curated record. Bases 1 to 564 code for a protein of 187 amino acids.